AUGGUACUAUUCAUGGCCUUGGCAUUAAUGCUACUGCCACAGGAGGUGUGUGCUGUUCCUGUUGCUCAGUGUAAUAUCAGCGACCCUUUUGCAGAAAAUCAUAUGUAUUAUCAGCCAGGAGACUUCAUCAUUGCUAGCAUUAUUUCUCAGAUCUACAGAUUUUCCAACCCUGUAAACUUCGAAAGACAUCCCUCUCGUGAACUCCUUGACCUAGUCCAAUUCAUGGCAAGUGGGACCUACCUGGCUUCAUUGGAACUUCUCUCCACAAGGGGCAGAUUCAUCCCAAAUUACAAAUGUGAUUGCCAGGAUAAUACAGUAGCUGUCAUAGGGGGUCCUAACUCAGAUGUGUGUCUCCUCAUGGCAAACAUUCUGAGCAUCUACAAGAUUCCACAGCUCCGAUACGGCUCUGCUCCAGUGAUGAAUGAUCAAACCCAAGGAGCUUUCUUCCAGCAGAUGUUUCCUAAUUGGUACCACCAGUAUAUGGGGAUUCUCCAGUUGCUUCUGUUUUUCAAAUGGACCUGGAUUGGGGUGGUUUGCUUGCAUGCUGACAGUGGAGAGAGAAUUGUCGAGACUGUCCUUCCCAAGUUUUCCCAGAGUGGUAUCUGCUUUGCAUUUAUAGAAUUUUUUCGGAAUCUGACACGUUUUUCUGCUGAUGGUGGAGAAAUGUUGGAGUAUGUAAUGGAAAUGUUCAAGGUUAUUAUGAGAAGCACUGCCAAUGUUGUGGUCAUACAUGGUGAAAUUCAAACUAUAGCAUUUUUGAGAAUGUUCCUCCAGAUUUCAGAGAUUGAGGACACACCAGUGAAGACAAAAGGGGACGUCUGGAUUAUGAUGGGCCGGAUAGAGUUCACUUCACUUUCCUUUCAAAGACAUUUUGACAUAGACAUCAUCCAUGGUGCUAUAUCCAUUGCAGUUCAAUCAAACAAGGUGCAAGGAUUCCAAAAAUUUAUUCAGAUGAGAAAUCCCGCCUUAGAAAAAGAAGAUGGCUUUAUCAAGGUCUUCUGGGAGGAGGCAUUUAACUGUUACUUCCCCAACUCAGAGGGAGAUGAGCUGGAUGGGGAAAUCUGCACAGGGGAUGAGAAGCUGGAGACACUUCCUGGGUCUGUUUUUGAAAUGAGCAUGACUGGCCACAGCUACAGCAUCUACAAUGCUGUCUAUGCUGUGGCACAUGCUUUGCAAUCCAUGCAAUUAUCCAAAUUGAAAAACAGAGCAAUGGUGGAGAGAAGAAGAGAGAACCUUCUGAAACAACAGCUGUGGCAGCUUCAGCACUAUCUUCAAAGAGUUUCAUUUAACAACAGUGCUGGAGGGGAGGUUUCCUUUGACCAAAAUGGAAACUUAGUUGCUGGAUUUGAUAUAAUCAACUGGGUCACAUUCCCAAACAAGUCCUUUGUGAAAGUCAAGGUUGGACAUAUAGACCCCAUCAGUUCAAAAGACAAAAAAUUGAACAUUUCUGUGGAUGCCAUGGUAUGGCCCAGUGCUUUUAACCAGGCACAGCCUCUUUCUUUGUGCAAUGACUUUUGCCAACUGGGUUAUGUCAAGGCAAAGAAGGAAGGGGAGCCUUUUUGCUGCUAUGAUUGCCUCCUGUGUCCAAAAGGGAAGAUUUCAAACCAGACAGACAUGGAUAACUGCUUACAAUGUCCAGAAGAUAAAUAUGCCAGCUUCAACCAGGUUCUAUGCAUUCCAAAAACUGUAAACUUCUUAUCUUAUGGAGAACCUUUGGGAAUUAGCUUAGCCAUUAUUGCUGUCUUCUUUUCCUCCAUCACAGCUUUGGUGAUUUGGGUCUUCAUUAAGCACAAAGACACUCCCAUCGUCAAAGCUAACAACCGAAGCCUCACCUACACUCUGCUCAUCUCCCUCCUUCUCUCCUUUCUUUGUGCUCUGCUAUUCAUUGGGGGUCCUGAAAAAAUGACAUGUCUCUUGCGCCAAACUGCCUUUAGCAUAAUCUACUCAGUUGCUAUUUCUUGCAUUUUGGCCAAAACUUUAAUUGUUGUUCUAGCUUUCAUGGCCACCAAGCCAGGGUCCAACAUGAGGAAAUGGGUAGGGCAAAGACUGGCCAUUCCUGUUGUUCUUUCCUGUUUCCUGAUUCAAACCACUCUUUGUAUUGUGUGGCUGGCAACAUCUCCCCCUUCCCCAGAUUUUGACAUGCAUUCAGUGGCUGAAGAGAUAGUUUUGGAAUGUAAUGAAGGAUCAGUCAUCAUGUUUUACUCUAUCCUGGGCUAUUUGGGCUUCCUGGCCCUGGUCAGCUUCAUGUUGGCUUUCCUAGCUAGGAAGUUACCUGAUAGUUUCAAUGAAGCCAAGUUCAUCACCUUCAGCAUGUUGGUCUUUUGCAGUGUUUGGAUCUCCUUUGUUCCAACCUACUUGAGCACCAAAGGGAAAUACAUGGUUGCUGUGGAGAUCUUCUCCAACUUGGCCUCCAGUGCUGGGUUACUGGGAUGCAUCUUUUCCCCCAAAUGCUAUAUCAUUCUAUUAAAGCCUGAGCUUAACAAUAGGGAGCAGCUGGUGAUAAGAAAGAUUUAA
Messenger RNA from Rhineura floridana, 2514 nucleotides. Its product is annotated as vomeronasal type-2 receptor 26-like. The record is from RefSeq and is a predicted model, not a curated record. The coding region runs from base 1 to 2514 and encodes 837 amino acids. NCBI's taxonomy places the organism in Eukaryota, Metazoa, Chordata, Lepidosauria, Squamata, Rhineuridae. Gene Ontology annotation, biological process: G protein-coupled receptor signaling pathway. Gene Ontology annotation, molecular function: G protein-coupled receptor activity. Gene Ontology annotation, cellular component: membrane. The transcript has 6 exons.